GUCCCCGUCCCGUCCUCCCGGCCGUUCCCCGUACUCGCCACCGGUCCCGUGUCCUUCCCGCCUUUCCAGUCGACCCAGCGUGCGCUCGAGCAUCAGACCUCAUCUCCCGAGCACCGCGAUCCAUCUCCCCUCCCGAUCUCGACGACCCGAGGCCCCGUCCACCUCGACCUCGGAUCGAGCACCUCUGCCUCCGCAUCAAGCACACCCCACGCCGGCUCCGUCCACCUCGGCGACGACCCUAGCUCGCCACGGGCAGCUAGAUAUCCAGCUCGACCUCGCCCGCGGAAGUGAGGGAUGAGACUGGGGAGCAUAAAUGGACUGCGGUGCAAGCAGCUUAAACUUGUCGUCCUUGCUUUUUUCAUGAUCUUUAUUCUCUGGAAAUGGGAGGAGGGAACAUACUACAAUACUGAAAAUCUCCAUCCUGAUUCGUUGGUUUUGACUCGUCCAGCUAACUCAAGGUUUGUAGAUCAGCAUACAUCUUCAGAAGAAGACUUCCCAAGUGUGGAUUCAUUUCCAGAUUCAGUAGUUAAGGUAGAAAAGCAAGCUACUGGUGCACCACCACCACUGUCAGCUGUGAGUGUUUCUGUUGAUGUGGCAGAUGAAAAGGAAGCAUCACCCUCUUCGAAAGAAUGUAACCACAGGAAUGGAAUAUGGGUUUCUGACAAGCGCAGACCACUAUACUCUGGUUUUGGCUGUAAACAAUGGCUUUCUGAGAGCUGGUCCUGCAGAUUAACACAGCGCAUCGAUUUUGAUUAUGAACAGUUCAGAUGGCAACCUGAAGCUUGUGAGAUGCCAGAGUUUGAGGCCUCUCAGUUCUUGAGGAGAAUGCAGGAUAAAACCAUUGCUUAUGUGGGUGAUUCUUUAGGGAGGCAGAUGUUUCAGUCCAUGAUGUGUAUGGCUACUUCUGGGGAAGAGCGGGAAGAUGUGGAAGAUGUCGGUGUAGAGUAUGGGUUCAUCUUAGCCCCAGGUGCAAAAAGACCGGAUGGCUGGGCUUACCGGUUCCCGAGUACAAAUACAACCAUUUUAUACCAUUGGUCGUCGACACUGUGUGAUUUGGAGCCCCUGAAUUCAUCAGAUCCAACGACCAGUUAUGCUAUGCACCUUGAUCGUCCACCUGCUUUUGUGAGGGAUAACCUACACAGGAUCCACGUUCUGGUUCUUAACACUGGUCACCACUGGAACAGGGGUAAGCUAAGGGCAAAUAAGUGGGAAAUGUAUCUUGGUGGAGUGCCAAACAACAACAGGAACAUUGCUGUCAUCUGGAAGGCCAAAAAUUUCACCAUCCACAGUGUCGUGAAGUGGUUGGAUACCCAACUUCCUCACCACCCCCAUCUGAAGGCAUUCUAUAGGUCAAUAUCACCUCGCCAUUUUUUCAAUGGGGAUUGGAACACUGGGGGCAGCUGCGACAGCACAAGUCCUUUGGCCAAGGGAAGCGGCAUCUUCCAGAAUCAUUCUGACGAUGCUGAUGCUGAGGGUGCAGUGAUGGGAACAAGGGUCAAGCUACUGGAUAUCACUGCUCUAUCGCGUUUGAGGGACGAAGGGCAUAUAUCACGGUAUAGCAUUAAGGCCACGCAAGGGAUUCAAGACUGCUUGCACUGGUGUCUUCCUGGUGUACCAGAUACGUGGAACGAGAUCCUUGCCGCGCAGUUAUAGUCUGUAGUUGGAUGAAAAUGGAGCUAAUUGUCUAUCAACUUUAGCCAAGCUAUGACAUACCGUGAUUCUUACUGUUUACUGGAGAGCUUUUGUGGUGCUGGACUAUGAACAACAGAGAGCAGCAAGUGAUUCUUUGGAAGCUAAGCAUUCUUGUAGCUAUGUGCUUCUUUCUGUAAUGUAACUUACUUGUAGGUGUCACUUCUGGGGAAUUCAUUACUAUUGUAGGUGGUGUUGGAGCUGCCGUUUUGCUCGAUCAGGGCCUAACUCCCCGCAUCAUGUUGUACCGUUACCACAUGAUUUGUCUCACUAUAGCAGUAUAUACUUUAUACACUUUGCUUCA
Molecule: messenger RNA, 1993 nt
Organism: Lolium rigidum
Lineage: Eukaryota; Viridiplantae; Streptophyta; Magnoliopsida; Poales; Poaceae
Product: protein trichome birefringence-like 14
Exons: 5
Coding region: 295-1653 (452 amino acids)
Biological process (GO): plant-type secondary cell wall biogenesis; xylan biosynthetic process; xyloglucan metabolic process
Cellular component (GO): Golgi apparatus
Molecular function (GO): acetyltransferase activity
Source: RefSeq, a predicted model, not a curated record